Messenger RNA from Cladocopium goreaui, 1086 nucleotides. The record is from the annotation of a GenBank genome assembly. NCBI's taxonomy places the organism in Eukaryota, Dinophyceae, Suessiales, Symbiodiniaceae.
AUGGAGCUGGAAGGGCCUAAUCCUUCGGGUGUACUCGUGUUGGGCUUGAACCCUGGGCUGCAACACAUCCUUCGGCUUCGUGUGCUUGAUCUUGGUCAGGUGAACCGAGCAGAAGCUCACACGCUUGGCGUGGGGGGAAAAGGCCAGAAUGCUGCCAAAGCUGCAUGCGCUUUUGGCGCUUUUGCAUCCGCCGCAUUUGGUGCAAGCGGCGCAAGCCCCUGCCGUGUAACUGUGGCACAGUUCUUGGGUGGUUACACUGGAGAACAGAUUCGUCAGCUGCAGAUGCAACAAGGAAUCGAGGAUAUCACGGUGAUGGGUGCAACCACCAGGCAGUUUAUGACUUUGGUGGAUUAUCCGAGAACCGGCCUCCCAACCAUCUCGGAGCUUAUCACUCCUUCGGAACCUGUAAGCUCAGCCGCUGCAGAUGAGCUGCUUGCAAAGAUUGUCGCUGCAGCACCAACAUUCAAAGGCAUACUUCUGAUGGGGACCUGGCCGAACGGAACCAGCCGAGACUUCUAUCUGAAAGCUGCUAAAGCUGCUAAAGCUGCUAAAGCUGCUAAAGCCAAAACGGAUGGAGCGCGUGGAGCGUGGGUACUUCUGGAUGUUGCCAAGCCUGUGCAGGAUGUGAUUGAUAUCCUUGACGCUGGUGACGUUGAUAUCUACAAGGUCAAUGCGAUGGAGAUUUGUGCCCUGAUGGGCUUUGAAUGCAAGGAGGGGCAGAUCUCCGCAGAGCAAAUCAAUGAAGCGGCGAACAAGACGCUGGAGCGCUUUGGGGGGCUGAGCCAUCUUGCGAUCACUGAUGGCGCAAAAUCUGCAUUCCUCUACUCUCGAGAGUCUGGCAACAUUCGCUGCAUCCGUUAUGAUCUCCCAGAAGUGGAAUGCUUCAAUCCAAUUGGUGCAGGUGACACAAUGGCGGGCGUUUUGAUGGCUUCUUUGUGCUCUGAUAUUGCCAAGGACGUUGAGGAGGCUGUGCAUUUUGGGCUUGCUGCAGCUUCGGCAAAGGUCAAAUGUGAAGGAGAAGGUGGGAAAUUUGAAACGGCCAUUUUGGUCAGCAUCAAGGACGCCAUCAAGACUACCGUGUUGUAG